AAGUGAACCAAGCAAAAAAAAAAAGAGGAACCUGCAGACUGCAUCACUACUACUGAUUCUUGGCGGCUUAACGGCGGGUUCAUCAAACUACUAGUUCAACGCCGUCAACGAUCACAAUAAUGCGACAAAUUUCCAAGAGUGUUCAGGCGAUUGCCCGUACGUAAUAUGAACAAAUCCGAUGGCGACAAGGCACUGAGCAACGAACGGAAGAACAAGAAGAAAAUAGUACCGAACAAAAAUGUUCCCGACUCCAGAUCGUCUGCGACCGGAAGUGGUGGGUUUCACUCGUUUUUCCGCUGGUUCCGCAAGGACCAGAGAGAUCCAGACCUCGAGCUGCCCCAGGUCGUUGAUAUCCGACAACCACAACCCGUACAGGCUGAACCGAGCACUCCAGCAGCAGUAGCAUGCGCCAGUAACCCGCAAGUGGCCAGCGAAACUUCGUCCGAUGAGGUGAGCCAAAGCAACGGAACGCACAGUUCCUCGCCGAGUCCGAGCCCAGUGAUAGACUGCAAUAACUUAUCGAAAGCCUCCAGCUGUGAUAGUAUCCUUAGUACGGCCACCACCGGUUUCGCGUUCGUGCCACCGAAUUGCUACGACGAAGUGAUCGGCAGGCUGCCCCAGACUGAACGUGUCAUCAACCCGGGUCCGUACACCGAUAGCUACAAGCGACGCGUAAGGCAACUCGACCAAACGCGAGAGCAGGACAAAAAGAAUGACCUAACUCUGCGCAAAAAGUACAAUCUAUUCUCAAGCAUACGAUCAGCCGCACCGAAACCUCCCGAACGGGACGCAACACUUACGAGACACAACCAAAAGCCAACUUACCCCGACCUCAGUCUACCGAGCACUUCAAAAGUUACCGCAGAAGCAAACAAAAAUGACGAUCCCACUGAUUCUACCGUGAAGAGACACCGUCGCACGGUCAGCGACAGCUCCAAGGACAGAAAAGCGGGCGCUUACGUCCACGUCCGUGGAAAACGUCGGGCACCUCCGCCACCUCCUCUAGAUCUCAACGCAAACUCGCAAGGAACGCUUUCCAACCAAUCGCAAAGCUCAUACGGAACGCUAUCGCCGGGAUCAACGCUUUCUCGUAAGAAACGACCUGCUCCGUUACCACCGCCACGAUCACCCACGUCCCCAACACUGAACGAAGCAGUGUCCAACACUAGUCUACUCGAAGAUAAAGAAAUCAAAGCCAUAAUCGAAGGAACCUCCCGCCCGAAAUCCCCCACAUUCAUAAUGCCAAUCCGAACGACACCUCUGCCAGGAAUCAGCGAAGAGCGAACACCCGGAGGACUCACGGAAGAACAAAAGCAACAGCUGAUCGAUAACAUCAGACGGGUACAAACACCCGAAGCAGAUCCUCCAACGCCAACCAACGCUCCUUCGCCAUCGUUUAUGCUCACCAACAACGAUGUGAUGAAACUGGAAGAAAACUUCAUCAACACCAACGGAACACGAUCGCCAAUACACGACUACCUCUACGCAGAAGCCGUCAACAGCAACGUCAAGCCGGGAAUACCAACAUCGCCGAUCUCUCCCCGUCCCUGGUACAAGCGUCCCAUUUCCGGAACAAAGCAACAGGAAAGCUCCCUUCCGUUCAAGAAAGACAUCAUUCUGAAAACAAUCGACAAGCGGAAGGCCAAACAACGUGACAAGGAGGAUCUGCCCGAAGUUGGAUACUGUCGCAACUCACUGGUAGACACGGGCAGCACAAGCCACUCCGCAACCAAAUUCAACCUGUUUGCCAAGAUCACCGAGAAAUCCGACGAUACGAAGCGACGCGAGAGGGAUAACGAAAAGCGAAAAUCCGGCAUCGGAAUCCCCAGCAUCAGCGAACUCGAUCGGGAAGCUGCCGAGAUCAUCAACAAGGAAAACGCCCUCAAGCAAACUCACCAAGCUGCGGAAAGCGACCUUUACUUCUCGGCACCGGAACAGCUGGUGAAGCGAAGCAGAUCCUUCGUCAGCAAAGAUGAACCGGAAUCGAUCGAUCAAGCAAGCGGAAAACCGAAAUCAACCAAAGAACUCAUAUCCAGGUUUGAAGCGACUUCCACAAACAUAAGCAAAGUGACGGUGAAUCCGUCCUUUAUCCCAAAGAAGGACUACUUUGGCGAGCCACGAAACACGCAACCUACGCCACCGGACUCCAAGGAGAACACUCCACCGCAAGGCAUCGUCAAAACGGGAAGCGACAAAAACCUGCUCGGCCUGUGGUCAUGCCCGUACUGCACCCUGGAAAACCCCAACUGGAGAAUCAUCUGUGAAGCGUGCGAACGCAUCAAACCGUACGAAAAGCUAAGCAUUCUCGAGGAACCCCCACUGCGACCCAAUCACCCACUGAAGAAGGCAAUCCCUGAGGUAAAACCACCACCGCAACAGCCUACCGCCGAAGAUUGGGACAAGAAAACGGAACGCGUGCUCAAGUACUUUAUGCCCAAGACGAACCCAACCAUGGGCAGUGGUGGAACGCCAGAAUCGCCCAAAAAAUCGUUCGGACAAGCUAAGAUGCUUGCAUCGCCGAAAAUGGGCGUCAAGAGUUUGAUGAACCGCAUGUCACCGGACAAACCGAACGGCUUUAGAAAUUUCAACGCCACUCCUGACGUGUACCACACGACGAACAAGUUUGACGACGAGAAACUGAAGGAAAACGCUGUUGUUGUGACAACAGUUCCAACGGUGGUUGCUCCACUAGCUUCUCCGGAACCUACUGUGGAAGGAGUGCCUACCAGUCAGAUCGACAUAGACGAAGUUCGCAACGCACGAAUCGCUCGGUUCAGCACUAACCUUGACAAGAACGAUGACGAGCCACCAAAGCACGUGCAAGACAUGGACGAUGAAGCGCUGGAGAAGGAAAAGGAACGCUUACGUGAGAUGAUUCGAGCGAUGAACGCCAAAGCGCUGGCAGACAAGUAUCCUGUGCUUCAGAAACCGCCCAGCAGUGGCCCAGCAAAGCGAGAAUCGCCACUAAUGCAACGAAGGAACGGGUUCAUCUCGGGUAUUCCAGUCUCUACCAACAGUCCCAAGCCGAUACGUAAGGCAAGUCCGACAAUGGCGAAAAGAGCCGCGCCAAUUGUCGAGGAGCAUCCACCCGUCGUAGCGGAACCGUACAAGCUGGGUGCGAUCAAGAAAACGUUCGUUCGAAAAACUGAGGAACCAAAGAUCAUCAACCAAGAGGUGAAGAGUCCUGCUAGGGAGCAGAACCUGAGCCCACAAACAAUACCAAAGACCGUUACCGAACUGAACGAACCAAAGCUGAUCCUGACCAACGACGUUCAACGAAUUCGCUACGAAGUGAUGGACGAAGAACAGUUCAAGCAGCAGAACCCAGCUCCACGGCAAGACUCACUCACACGUCAGGCACCGUUCUCCGAUCAGCAAAACGAGAAGGUCCGUCAGAUAUCGCACCAGCUGCGUUCGGCCCAAGGAGUUCAGCAUUUCAAGAACACGCUCAAGUACGCGGGAACUUCGAUGACCCGAACGAACACGCUGGCGAUCAACAAGCUGCUGAGGAACCUGGAGUUGGCGAUCGGCGAGGGAGCGCACGACAAGGCCGCUCGGCUGGCGAUGGAUCUGGCCAAGAUGAAGGUGUCGCUGUCGGUUACGCGGCAGAGUCCGGGCGGGUCGGACUCUGGAUCGUCGGGAAGUCUCACGGAAACUAGCAUCACCGUUUACAUCAACGACAAGAACAGCCGGAAGGGUCCGCUAAAGGUCAGCGUUUCGUCGACACUGACGCUAGCCCAGUGGAAGCUGAAGUUUGCCCGGGAUUACGGAAUUCCGCUCGCAAUUCAGCGCUGGGUUUGCAACGACCUGUAUCUCUCGAACGAGCGCAAAACGCUGUACGACUACGGUGUGGACGUCGACCACGUGCUGCAGCUGUACAUUGUAAGCGAAGCAGUGAAGCCCCUGAAACCGUUGGGAACAACGGUAGCAGCUGCUUCCGUGGUCAAGGUUGAGGAGAAGGUCGUUCCAGUGAUGACUGUGGUAAAGCCCCAGUUCAGCAAGACCGAGGCAAAGAUACUGUCCGUGUCGGAUUCCGACGGAGAUGGGUCCGAUACGCAGAACGAGAUGCAUGAGGAUGAUUCCAAGCUUGGAGCAACAGCGCUGCCAACAAUCUCCGAGAACAACGGACCUCAAAAUGAUACCGAGGAGGGAUGGGUGUGUCCACUGUGCACGCUGAUCAAUCCACCGAAUCGUCCUGGCUGUGGAGCAUGUUCCGAGGCAAGACCAGCUUCUUACGUAGUCCCUGCUCGUUAUAGAACAAACGACGACGAAUUAAUUCCGGAAGAACUGAAAAGAUUCAUCCAGGAUGAUGUCCGGAAAUCUUCCGAUGUUCAGCUUCGGAAUCCUCCCAAAGAGUUGCGGAAUGAUCUCAAUCGCGUGUCCAGCAAUCGAAAGUCUUCGGACAUUUUCAACAUCUUGCUGGAUGAAAGUAAAGUCGCGGAAUCACAAACCAGAACCAGUCAACCCAAUCCAAGUACUACGGAUCUGUUGACCACGAGACAUAUCCAGGUUCCCGAGCAGAAGAACAUUGUGAUGACGGCCUUUGCUAGUCCAAACAUAACCCGGAACAAGUACCGGGGAGUGGACAACUUCAAUCCGAACUCGUACAACAACGGAGUGGCACCCGCGCCAAAGGAAGGACCCAUCAUCAGCACUGCCAGUCCGAUAGUCCGAGCGGUUCUCUUGAAGGAAAAGAAGCCCGUCAAGUUCGAGCGCAAUGGGCUGGUAAUGCCGGACGAUGAAACAGACGUAACGAAUCACUACAUGGAGCUGGUUAAUCUGGAUUCUGCAGAUGUAAUCGCGAAUGUCGAUGCGUUCGAGUGCCCCAUUUGUUUCGGAACCUUUGAGCAGUACGAAGGAGUUGUGCUGCGCGAUUGUCUGCACACAUUUUGCAAGGAAUGCCUGGCGAACACGAUCAACUUCAGCGAAGAAGCGGAAAUCCGGUGUCCGUUCAUGGAUGCCGUGUACAGCUGCGAGAGUGUCAUCACGCAACGCGAGAUCAAAGCUCUGGUCACAAAGGACAUGUAUGAGGCCUACCUGGCACGGUCCAUCCGACAAGCGGAAAGCAAGCUGGACAAUACGUUCCACUGUAAGACGCCCAACUGCCGCGGCUGGUGCAUCUACGAGGACAACGUCAAUCAGUUCAAGUGCCCCGUGUGUACGAUCGUAAAUUGCCUCACGUGCAGAAAUUUCCCACCGACGACGGCAACGGUUGCCGUGGCCGGUCCAUCAGGACUGCCGAUGCAAGGGCUGAACGAGGCUGGACCUUCUAGAGCUGCAGUUCGUUUGUCGAUCGAGCGCAAGCCCUCGCAGUACGAACUGCUGAUGCAGCUAAACAAGGCGACCGAUCUUAUCAGAAACUGCGAGCCAAGCGAAUGCUUCCUCUGCAGUAAAAUGAUCCAAACGAGCCGCGGCGUAGUACUUGUCAACUGCUUGCACACGUUCUGCGGCAACUGUCUGCAGACUUCGUUGCUGGAACACGCCACCGUCCGGUGUCCCUACCCGUACGGUCAGUUCGAGUGCGAUGGGACGCUUGAGGAUCGCGAGAUCGAGUCGCUGCUAGGCCCGGAAGAGUACAAGGGCUUCCUUCAGCGGCAGUUCGAAGUCUAUCAAACGGACGAAGCCCCAAAAAGGGCGAUCCUGCCGGAGGAUUUGGAGCUGCUGGUGACGCUGACCGACGCCAGCGUGGUGCCCAACCCGGAAGCGUUUGAGUGUCCGGUGUGUAUGGGUCCGUUCGAGGCCUACGAAGGGGUCAUCCUGCGGGAUUGCUUCCACUCCUUCUGCCGCGAGUGUUUGGCCAGCUCGAUCAAGCACGCGGACGACGUCGUGGUGCGCUGCCCCUUUCAGGAUGAGAAUUACGCCUGUGACAGCAUGAUUCAGGAUCGCGAGAUCAAGAGUCUGCUGAGCGAAGGCGAAUACAACGCUUAUUUGGGCCGAUCGCUGCAAAAAGCGGAGAGUUUGGCGGUGAACUCGUUUCACUGUAAGACGCCGAACUGUAACGGGUGGUGUCUUGUUGAGGACCAUGUCAGCGGUUUCCGUUGUCCUGUGUGCGGUUCUAUGAACUGCUUGGAGUGCAAGGCGAUCCACCCGAACAUAGGCUGCGAGGAGUAUCAGGACCGCCUGAACGGAAACUACGAGCUCAAGUGCUCGGAACGGCAGGUGCAGGCCCUCAUCAGCUCGGGCGAAGCGAUGCGCUGUCCGCGGUGCACGGUGGUGGUGCAGAAGAUUGCCGGCUGCGACUUUGUGCCGUGCACGGUCUGCAAAACGGGCAUCUGCUGGGCGACGCGCGGACCCCGCUGGGGACCGCUCGGCCAGGGCGACACUAGCGGGGGCUGCCAGUGCGGCGUUGGCGGCCGCAAGUGCCACCCAAGCUGCCGGAACUGUCACUAGGGGUGGAGGCGCUUAAAGACGGUCGGUUAUCUAAGGAUAGUACUUUAUUUGCUGAUUUUUUUGUUUUGUUGAUCAGAGAGUUUGCGAUAUUUCAAUGGGGGGGAAGGAGAUAUCUUUUUUUGCGUAGACUUUACUUACUGACGACUUGGGGUCUCUCCACAGGUCGCGGUGCUUCACGCCAGUAUUUUAUACAAAAUCAACCGCGUCGUUACCACACGCGCAUCAGUUUCAUUUCACACUCACAAACUCGGGUGCCUUCGUGCGGUUCAAGCAUUUGAAUUCAAUUACAUUAUUAUUAUACUGCAUCGAUGAGCGAUUACACAAUUUUUUACUUGUUUACUUGUUAGGGACGACGCCAAAAUCCGAAAUCCAUGAAACUCUCACAAGAUAUUGUCGUCCAAGUUGCUAUUUCCCGUGAUGUUUGCUGAUGUGACGUUGUUGUUGUUGUUCCUCAUAGCUGGGCAUUUCGCACCAGAAUCGUACUGACUUCCUUAUUCUCUCUGCGUUUUUUGGGGGUCCUUCGAGAGGUUCGACGUUGCAUUUCCGGCUUCUGAUUUGGGUUUUGGGAAAUACACAAUAUACAGAAGAGAGAGAAUACGGGUCUGAGUUUGCUUUUGCUUGCAGCCGACGAUCGUCGUUGGUCGUUGAUGGUGGAUUUUAAAGUUCCUGGCGCCCUUCUUCUUCAGCUGGUGAUCCUUUCGUGCUAGAGAAUUUACGGGGUUGAGGGGACUGCGGCCUAGUUCCUGUCUCUGUGGUUUUGUGUGUCUGUGACUGUGGUUCGGUUCUACGCGCCCUAUCUAAGUGCUAAUAUUUAUUUUUUGUUGUAAAUCAUUAACAGCAGCUUACUUCUUAGAGAAAUGUUAGGUUUUUUUUCUGUUUUGCAAAUCGGAUAGAAUCAAUACAAUCGAGGGAAAUCUUUGCAAAUACUGUUUUGUUUCCGAAAACGAAACAAUUCUUUGCCAGAUUACUGUUUUUGUUAUGCCCACGCGAAAUUUACCGCGCAAAUAUUUUAGGGAUAAACCUUAAAAAAAACUCCUCGCAUCAAUCGAUGCGAUGUGUUUGGAUAAAAAUAAUGAUAAGCGAGAAGCGCUUACCAAAUUACAAU
Molecule: messenger RNA, 7495 nt
Organism: Culex pipiens pallens (northern house mosquito)
Lineage: Eukaryota; Metazoa; Arthropoda; Insecta; Diptera; Culicidae
Exons: 9
Coding region: 166-6390 (2074 amino acids)
Biological process (GO): protein linear polyubiquitination; proteasome-mediated ubiquitin-dependent protein catabolic process
Cellular component (GO): LUBAC complex
Molecular function (GO): ubiquitin binding; ubiquitin-protein transferase activity
Source: RefSeq, a predicted model, not a curated record